AUGCAGCAUGGCUCUACCGCCAUACAGAUCGGAAAGGGACCACUUGUGAACAUAAAAUGCGAGUAUGAUGACUACAAAGAUAAUGAUUUUGUUCCUCGUGGAGCCCGUCACAAUGCGCGACAAAGGCCGCGCCCCUGCUUGGCAAGUGCUCUGAGGAAAGGACUCUGCGCUUUCGUGAUAACUGGUUUUAUCAUUUAUCACCUGGGAUUACCAUAUAGCUCACCCUCCACUGAAAUACACCCGCCCCCGCACGCGGAAGCGCCCGCGCUUUGCCAGUCGCAAGAGUGUAUCCAUGCUGCAUCAAACAUCCUAUACAAUCUAGAUCCCAAUUUUAAGGAUGCGGAUCCCUGUACGAACUUCGAUCAGUAUGUCUGUGGUGGAUGGAGAGAGAGUCAUGACAUGCGACCCGAUCAGGGGUCUAUCUUUGCAGGUACAAUUAUGGAAGAGAAUGCUCAGACCCGACUGCGUCACAUCUUGGAGCGUACAGAGCCACCCCAGCCGUCGGAUGUUGAUAAUUUCAAGAAGCUCAAAUCUGCUUACGAUGCAUGCUUGGAUGAGGCUACGGUCUCUAAGCGGGGUAGCAAGCCAUUGACUGAUAUUCUGGAUGACUUGAAGAAUAUUUACCCUGCAAAGACGGGCCUUGUGAAAGGUGCCCAGGAUCACUUGACCAAUGCUCUUCUCUAUCUGAUGAAUGCUGGUGUCGAGGCUCUGGCUUCAUCUGGUGUUACCCCCGACGACCGAGACCCUGACAAUGUUGUGAUCAUGAUUUCACCUCCUCGGGCAAUCGGACUUCCCGCACGAGAAUAUUAUAAUAAUACAAAGACGGUUGCUGAAUACACAACUGUCUUGCAAGAGGUCAUCCGUGGUCUCGCUGGUGAUGGGUUUGAAAAAGUCGCCGAGGACGUUGUGACCUUUGAGAAGAAGCUAGCCGACGUCACCCCUGAUACUCAAACCCAGGAAGAUGUCACCAAGUACUACAACCCUCUCAGCAUCAAGGAAACCGAAGCACUGGUACCUGAAAUUUCCUUCACUGAUAUCAUUACAUCUUUGGCGCCCCACGACUACAAGGGAGAUCGUCUAAUUGUUGGAUCGCCCUCUUACAUGAAGGCAUUGUCUGGACUAUUGAAAGAUACACCCAGAGAGACCGUUCUGCUAUUUUUGCAGUGGAAGCUCAUUCAAGAGUAUGCAAGCGUGAUUGAAGAUGACUCUGUUGAGCCUCUGCGGCGUUUCAAGAAUGAGCUUGUUGGUAAAGAGCCCCAGGCUAAAGAGGAGCGAUGGCGCCAGUGCCUGGUACGUCUCGACGAAGGGCUUGGUUGGAGUCUCAGCCGAUUCUAUGUUCUCGAUUCCUUCUCCGAAGGCUCCAAAAAGCUCGGUGAUCAGAUCGUGUCCGAUAUCAAAGAGCGAUUCAUCUUUACUCUCGACCAAACUAGCUGGAUGUCUCCCGAUGUCCGAAAGUUGGGCAUUGAGAAGGUUGAGAACAUCGUCCAGAAGAUCGGAUUCCCGACCAAGAGCCCCAACGUUCUGGAUCCAGAGGAUGUAAAGAAAUACUAUCGCGAUCUGGAAGUGUCCAAUAAUACUUUCUUCGAGAACGAAGUCGCCGUUGCGAGAUUCCGACUUCGCGAUGAAUGGUCUAAGCUUGGAAAACCUACUGACCGGGACGAAUGGGACAUGACUGCGCCGACCGUCAACGCUUACUACAACCCGCCCGGGAAUGAAAUUGUUUUCCCUGCUGGUAUCAUGCAGCCACCUGCGUUUUAUGGCCCUGCCGCUCCGUUGUACCUAGCUUAUGGCGCGUUCGGUGCCGUUAGCGGCCACGAGCUUUCCCAUGCUUUCGAUUCCACCGGUCGUCACUACGAUGAGAAUGGGAACUACACCAACUGGUGGGACGAUAAGACGGUCGAUGCAUUUGAAGAACGAGCUCAAUGCUUCGUUGACCAGUAUUCCAAAUUUACUGUUACUGGUCCCGAAGGCAAGGUCCUCCAUGUGAACGGACGGUUGACAUUAGGUGAGAACAUCGCCGACGCUGGAGGCUUAACUGCUUCGUUCCAUGCUUGGAAGAAACACGACGAGUCUCAGCCUGAUCUUCACCUUCCGGGGUUGGAGAAGUUCACUAAAGAGCAGCUGUUCUUUAUCUCCUAUGGUAAUUGGUGGUGUGGGAAGACAACUAAGGAGGCUGCCGAGCAGGCGAUCUAUAAUGAUCCCCAUGCGCCCAAGUCGGCGCGCAUCAUCGAAACCAUGGCCAACUCUAGGGAGUUCAAGGAUGCCUUUAGUUGCCCAGAGAAGAAGCCGACUUGUAAGCUCUGGUGA
Molecule: messenger RNA, 2307 nt
Organism: Penicillium soppii
Lineage: Eukaryota; Fungi; Ascomycota; Eurotiomycetes; Eurotiales; Aspergillaceae
Product: M13 family metallopeptidase
Exons: 6
Coding region: 1-2307 (768 amino acids)
Biological process (GO): protein processing
Cellular component (GO): plasma membrane
Molecular function (GO): metalloendopeptidase activity
Source: RefSeq, a predicted model, not a curated record